CUCAGAUUUUCUUCUCCCUCUUUCUGCUCGUCCAUCUCUUGUGCCGACCCAUUUCUCGCCUUCGCCCUCAGAUCACCAUCAUCCUCAGCCAGCAACCAGAUGGAGUCCACGCAGCAGCCACAUCAAGUCUAUCUCAACGGCGACCAGAUUUUCACCUGCAGCAGCUGUCAUGCCCAUCUUGCUAGGAACGAGGACAUCAUCUCAAAAGGCUUUCAAGGAAGACAUGGUCGUGCGUAUCUCUUCAAGAGCGUUCAGAACAUCACACUAGGACCAAAAGAGGACAGGACCCUGAUGACUGGCCUCCACUCUGUCGCCGAUGUAUCCUGCACCAUCUGUCAAAGUGUCGUCGGCUGGAUAUACAUUUAUGCCUUCGAGGAAUCUCAAAAGUACAAGGAAGGCAAAUACAUCGUCGAGAAAGCUAAGAUCUCCAAGGAAAAUCUCUGGCUACAGAAAGAUUAAUGUGGCAAGCACGAUAGCCAUCUACAAAUCUACAAGGAUAGAGGAAUCUCACAUAAAGCAUUUCCAGCAAUCAUAGAAAAACACCAAUCUACACUUUUUUUAAUACAAAAGU
Molecule: messenger RNA, 571 nt
Organism: Gamsiella multidivaricata
Lineage: Eukaryota; Fungi; Mortierellomycota; Mortierellomycetes; Mortierellales; Mortierellaceae
Product: yippee zinc-binding/DNA-binding /Mis18, centromere assembly-domain-containing protein
Exons: 3
Coding region: 100-459 (119 amino acids)
Source: RefSeq, a predicted model, not a curated record